This is a messenger RNA of Prunus armeniaca (apricot), 1473 nucleotides long. NCBI's taxonomy places the organism in Eukaryota, Viridiplantae, Streptophyta, Magnoliopsida, Rosales, Rosaceae. The record is from the annotation of a GenBank genome assembly.
AUGAAGCUGCUUAGAUUAUUGGACGACCAGAAAGAAGAAGAGGCAAAACACAGAGAGAAAACCAUGGAAAGAGAGUUGCAGCAAGCAGCCAUGCGAGGCUCUGUACCUGCUCUCCUAGAACUACUCACAGAAGACCCUCAAAUCCUCAACAAAACCAACCCAUCUCUCUCAGACACGCCCUUGCACAUCGCCUCCCUUCUGGGUCACUCUGCUUUUGCCAAAGAAUUACUGAGUCGGAGGCCCGAACUCGCCGCCGAGUUGAAUUCCCACGGCUCUUCGCCGCUUCACCUGGCGGCGGCAAAAGGGUCCGUGGAAAUAGUGAAGCAUUUGGCGCUGGUCAACCCAGAUCUGUGUUUGGUCUGGGAUCGCGAUGGGUUGACUCCCCUGCAUCUGGGUGUGAUCAAGGGCAGAGUUGCGGUGGUGGCUGAGUUGGCCCGAGUCAGACCGGAGGUGAUUCGGGUGUUGACUCACGGAGGCGAGAGUGGGUUCCACUUGUGUGUAAAGCAUCACAGGUUGGAGGUGUUGAAGGUUUUGGUGGAAUGUAUUGGGAGAGACGAUGAGUUUGUGAAUUGGAGAGAUGGUGAUGGCAACACAGUCUUACAUGUGGCUGUGGCCAAGAAACAAUUAGAGGUUAUAACUUAUUUGCUCACUUAUACGAAGAUCGACGUAAGUGCCCAAAAUGCAAAUGGGUUCACUGCAUUGGACGUCUUAUCUCAUAGUUCCAGAGAUUUACGAGACUUGGGAAUCAAAGAGUCCCUCCAAAGAGCUGGAGCUCAAAGAAUGAACAAGAACGCAGCCAUUAUAUAUCAUCUGGAACUGGAUACAUUGCAAUCAUCGAACUCGGUUUCAAUGCAACCACUGAUGUCAAAGAAAAUGAGUAUGAUGGUUAAGAAGCAGCAGCAUAUUGAUUGGUUGGGCAGGAAACGAAGCUCAUUGAUGGUUGUGUCUUCCCUAAUCGCUACAGUGGCAUUUCAGUCUGGCAUAUCACCACCCGGUGGAGUUUGGCAGGACGACUAUUUGACAGACUCCAAUGGCAACCCGGUGGAGCGUCCACACAAGGCUGGGCAGUCAGUGAUGGCCUACACAGAGCCUAUCCAAUAUGGACAGUUCAUGAUCUUCUGCACCAUUGCUUUCCUUUCAUCUCUGAGCAUAAUUCUCCUACUUGUGAGCGGAUUGCCGCUGAAGCGGCGGCGGUGGAUGUGGCUGCAGAUGGUGACCAUGUGGAUCGCAAUCACUGCGCUAACAGGGACGUAUUUCAUUGGACUGAUAUUCAUGACGCCAGGGCAGAACAGAAAUUAUCUGUAUCAUGUGACCCAAGUUUCUGUGAUCAUAUGGAUGGCCCUGAUGGGGACUGUGUUUAUCGGAAAUGUGAUAAGGGCGAUCAUCUGGCUUCUGAGAAAGUAUGGAUAUAUCAAGCCGAAAGAAAUAGAUGCUUCACUCUAUGUAGACUACGAGGACAAUGACGACCUUUGA